AACCGAGCCAUCGAAAGCCAAGAGCGCCCAAGAGAGAGUCACGAGCGUCGUCUCCGCCGAGUCAUCUGGUCGGCCGAACUUGGAGCGAAUAUCUGCUGCGCCGUCUGUUUAUUUGCUUCUUACAAUCACCUCCUGCUGACCAACCACGUCAGCCUACUGUGAGGUCACGAGGCAGGCUAUGAUUGGAGGAGGCAACACUAUAAUUGAUCUCCCGUAGCAGCGGGGUUGGGGUGGACCGGCGGCGUUAAGAAGCUGUGAGCAGAUCCACUCUGAAUCAGAGGAAGAGGAGAAGAGCUGAAGCAGGGAGGGGAGAGACAUGACCCUGGGACUGAUCAAUGCGAAUCCGGUGGUUCACGCCAAGAAGGAGAGGAUCGCUCGCACCGAAGAUCUUCACGGCGACGACGCCGUCGAUCCUCUCGAAAUUUAUGAUAUCCUAUUGGACAUAAGAGAUCCGGAGCAUCCUUAUUCUUUGGAGCAGCUCAGUGUUCUCUCGGAGGAAUCCAUUACUGUUGAUGAGAAGCUCGGGCGCAUUCUGAUCACUUUUACGCCAACCAUCCAGCAUUGCAGCAUGGCAACAGUAAUUGGUCUGUGCCUGAGGGUUAAACUGAAACAUUUCUUUCCUCCACAUUUUAAGGUUGACAUCAAAGUGUCUCCUGGAUCUCAUGCAAACGAGGAAUCAGUAAACAAGCAGUUGAAUGACAAAGAAAGAGUUGCUGCUGCCCUGGAGAAUCCAAACCUUCGUCAACUGGUUGAUGAGUGCCUUUACUCUAGUGAACUUUGAUCAAGUGUGCUUGCCGUUGAGUUGCUGACCCCCUGGAGACCUGAACCUUCACCAGCUCGUGGAUGAGUGCCUUUACUAUGGUGAAUUUUGAUCAACUUACUGUCAUAGAAGCUGUUGCAUAAUACUGGAGCACUCGACUAAUGUGAUCUUCUUGGUAUGUAGUAUAAGGAGAAUGUGACUUGGGGGGUGGGGGUGAUGGUGUUACUUGCUGGUUGUUAUGGCCAUGGGCGUGGUGUUUGAGACGAGCAACUUCUCAUUUGUAACGAGGGGAGUGAAGAAUGUGAAUGCGCCUUGAUGUAUUAUAAUAUAUAUUAAUAUAUAGUAUAGUGUUUUCUUGCACCAA
Molecule: messenger RNA, 1124 nt
Organism: Malania oleifera
Lineage: Eukaryota; Viridiplantae; Streptophyta; Magnoliopsida; Santalales; Ximeniaceae
Product: protein AE7-like 1
Exons: 5
Coding region: 317-781 (154 amino acids)
Biological process (GO): iron-sulfur cluster assembly
Source: RefSeq, a predicted model, not a curated record